Diaporthe amygdali is the source of this 1590-nucleotide messenger RNA. Its product is annotated as Cytochrome P450 monooygenase 1. Bases 1 to 1590 code for a protein of 529 amino acids. The transcript has 5 exons. Gene Ontology annotation, molecular function: heme binding; iron ion binding; monooxygenase activity. NCBI's taxonomy places the organism in Eukaryota, Fungi, Ascomycota, Sordariomycetes, Diaporthales, Diaporthaceae. The record is from RefSeq and is a predicted model, not a curated record.
AUGGCAAAGCGGGCUUUUAUCCAGGAUUGGUUCGAUACGUCGCCUGUCAACUUCGCCACUGAUGAUUCUAUGCCGUUCUUACUCGUCUCUCUGGUGACAUUGCUGCUCUACGUCUUUGCCAACUCGAACGGGCGCGGAAGCAAGCCGCCUCUUGUCAACCCGCCGAAGUGGUUAGACAUUCGACAGUCCCAACCAAAGCUCGAAUUCGUGAAGAACAGUAAGGAGCUUCUCCGCAAGGGCAAAGAGGCCUUUCGAGGGAAACCAUUCCGCGUCAGGUCAGAGCGCGGUGAUGUAACAGUUCUACCGUUCGAUAUGGCUCAUAGCAUGCGCAACGAGCACAAAUUGAGCUUUGAUCGCGCAGUCUACGAUGACUUUCAUGCAUACAUCCCGGGCUUUGAACCGGUUCUCGCGGCGUCAAAUGGGGAGCAGCCCGUACGAAACGUCGCGAUGCACCAGUUGACUCUCGUACUGUCUAAGCUCACUGAGCCUUUGUCGUCUGAGACUGCGUUUGCCGUCAAGUAUAUCUUUGGGGACAACCCAGGUAGAGAUCCAGCCCUCUCCAUUUGCUUCAAUGAUAAUAUGUUGACUCAGUGGCUGCAGAAUGGCACGACGUUCAGAUUAAAGCUCUGUCGCAACGACGAAUGGUUGAAUAUCACAAUCAACUACAGUGUAGAUUUGUUUACAGCUGCUAAGGAAUUGGGGAUCUGGCCCAAGCCGUUACGACCUAUUGUACACUGGUUUCUGCCCUCGGUCAGAAAGUUGCGGACCGAAAUUGCCGACGCGCGCGAAAUCAUCACGCCCUUGGUCGUAAAUCGGCGUUCAAUGAGAGCGGCGGCAGUCGCCUCCGGCAAGCCUGAGCCAAGGUUCAACGACGCGAUUGAUUGGUUCGAGGAAUACUUCGCUGGAGGCAAGCCGUACGACCCAGCAAUGCUACAGAUUAAUCUAUCGGUCGGGGCUAUUCAUACCACUACGGAUCUCCUUUAUUGGACGAUGAUAUGUAUUGCGGAUAACCCGGCGUACUUUGACGAAUUGCGCCGAGAGAUUGUGCAGGUGUUGUCAACAGAGGGGUGGAAGAAGACGAGUCUUUAUAAUCUCAAACUCCUUGACAGUGUGAUUAAAGAAGCACAGCGCCUCAAGCCAACCAGUAUUGCAAAUAUGCGUCGCAUGGCUGAGCAGGAUGUUGACCUGCCGGGCGGAUUCCACAUCAAGAAAGGCGAGAAAAUUGUAGUCUCCCUGACCGAUAUGUGGAGCGCAGAACGUUUCGAACGACCACUAGAGUUCAACGGCCAUCGCUGGCUAAAACUACGCAACGUUCCCGGCAAGGAACACUCUGCCCACCUAGUUGCGGUCACUCGCGACCAUAUAGGCUUUGGGCUGGGCGAACACGCAUGCCCAGGACGCUUCUUUGCAGCUAAUGAGCUCAAGAUUGUGCUGAGUUAUUUGCUUCUGAAAUAUGACUGGGAACUAGUUGCAGGUGCAAGACCAACUGUGUUGGCCAAUGGGUUUUCAUUGACUUUGGACCCCAAAGCGAAGAUUAGAAUGCGACGGCGAAGCGAGGAAAUCAACCUCGAGACGCUCUCUGUGGAAUAA